Molecule: messenger RNA, 1285 nt
Organism: Solanum stenotomum
Lineage: Eukaryota; Viridiplantae; Streptophyta; Magnoliopsida; Solanales; Solanaceae
Product: protein MALE DISCOVERER 1-like
Exons: 6
Coding region: 1-1122 (373 amino acids)
Biological process (GO): protein phosphorylation
Molecular function (GO): protein kinase activity; ATP binding
Source: RefSeq, a predicted model, not a curated record
AUGUUGGAUAAGGUAGAACCUAUGUUUGGUGGUAGAGUUGCUGAUAUAUUAUUGAAUGAAAGAGACAUUAUUCUCAGUGCUGAUAUACUGAACAUCUCCGUUGAAAGUGAACCACAAACUAUUAAACCCAACAUCAAAUUCCUCCAACUCAACGAGAUUUCUUAUAUCUUUGGGUAUUUCACCUGUCAACACGUGAAGAAAGCAUUUGUUACAGGGGUUCCAAAACUGAACAGAUCCGAGCUCGAAACAGCAUGUGAGGAUUUUAGCAACAUUAUUACCAGCGGCGAUUCAUAUACAGUAUACAAGGGAACACUGUCUAGUGGGGUGGAGAUUGCCGUUAUCUCAACUACUAUAAGUUCUCUGGAAGAUUGGUCCAUAUCGAUACAUUUUUCACGAGUGAACCACAAGAAUUUUGUUAAUCUUAUUGGAUAUUGCGAGGAGGAUGAACCUUUCACUAGGAUGAUGGUCUUUGAGUAUGCUCCUAAUGGAACUCUUUUCGAGCAUCUUCAUGUUGAAGAAGCUGAUCAUCUGGACUGGCCUGCGAGGAUGAGAACCGUUAUGGGUACAAUGUAUUGUCUUCAAUACAUGCAUGAAUUAAACCCCCCAGUGCCACAUUGCAACUUGAAUUCUAAAUCCAUAUUUCUGACCGAUGAUUAUGCUGCUAAGAUUACAGAGAUUGAUUUCUGGUCAGAACUAACAGCCAAGUCGAAGUCCUCUAGCGAUGAUUUAGAGAAUUCUGUGCUGCCACCGCUUGCUGAUCCCGAGACUAAUGUCUAUUGCCUUGGAAUUCUUUUAAUAGAAAUAAUUUCUGGCAAAUCACCUUAUUCAGAAGAAGAAAAAGAGUCUCUUCUAAACUGGGCGGCACAAUAUUUUCGUCACGACAAGCAGAAUAUCGCCUCUCUGGUGGAUCCAUCAUUGAAGUCUUUCAAGAAUAAUGAGCUUAUGUUUAUUUGUGAAGUAAUUGAACAAUGCCUUCAAGAAGAUCCAAGGAAGAGACCAACUAUCAAAGAAUCCAUUGAUAAAUUAAGGGAAGCAAUUGAUGUAUCACCAAAUGCUGCAGUUCCAAGGCUUUCUCCUCUGUGGUGGGCUGAACUCGAGUUGUUAUCCAGCGAGGCAGCGUGAUCCAGCUUAAUUUGUCCAUCUACGUUGUAAGUUUGAGUACGUACGUGUUGUUUUACUACGUAUGAAUACGGAAAUACAUCAUUUCUCUUAAACCCCCUGGGGUAGUUGUAUCUAACUAUCCUCUACAUAUAUUUAUGAUCUAUAUUGGUUUAUUCUUUUAUCA